CCAGCCACCGCUGAGAGGGGAACCUGAAUAUGCUGUGUACAGCGACGACGAAGAAAUUGGAGCCGUUCCAGUUCUCCCUUUGUACAUCACAACCAGUAUCUGUGAAGAGGAAGAAGAAGAAGCAGAGAAAGCAGUAAGAAAGAGUCGAAAGAGCCUCGUUGCAGUAUUAUACCCAUUGGUUAAUAUUACUAUGUAUAUAGUUAGUCUGCAGUAGUAGUUAGUAGUCUGGCGUGUUGCUGAUCACACACGGUAAUACAGAUCGUGUAACCGACCCAGCACCGUAAGCACUGCCAAAAGGUUUCACGGUUCGUGGGGAUUCUGGACAUCGAUACUGCCCGGCCAACAUGAAGAAAAGCAGUAGCAGCCUCAGCGAUGAAUAUGACGACGAGGACUCUGAGGAAUUCUUUAAACGUCCUGUGAUUCCAAGCCGAACGCCAUACAGGCAGCAGCUUUCAUUCUCAUGGGCGUCGUGGCCCUUCUUGGACUUGUGCUGCUAUUUCACCCAGGCGGUUCCGGACAUAGGAUAGCCAUAGUACAAAAGGACGAAGAGCGUGACGCAGUGGAGUUGAACACAACUUCGACAACUAGGUCGUCAUCAGCAGAAACGGACACUCUUCUAGUACUACCAAAUACGAAUGAUAACGACCGGGGUAGAAGCAUAACUCGGAAAGAAGAAGCUACACUUGUUCUCGGCAGAGGUUCUGGGACUUCGCUCCCGGACAUUACGUCAUUCACCGAAGAAUCAAUAAAUACUUCAGCAACACGAAUAAUUACGGCUUCGACUAGUACGACCAGAGAAGAUGAAACAAGAAGAACGACUGAAACUAAAAGAGCGACUAGCCGUUCCGGAGCACUCCUCACGGACACAAAAAGCGUGCCCACAAUAAUAGUGAGGAGUAUAUCAUCAACAACACUAUUUCCAACGACGGGUUUAGCAACAUCCACUCGAGCAACAACAGCGAGCAGGGGACCAAUAACGAAUCUAGCUUCAACUAGUACAUCAAGAGUUCCGAAUACCUCUACUCCUAGGAUUGCUGUACCGUCAAUCCAGAUACGGAGGAAGCCAUACCCACCAUUGGCCUGCGUGACAGGACAAGGAAAAAUGAGGGCUGCCCUGCCGGAUGAUGGCGUCUGCGACUACACAAUAUUCGCUCAUGCGCGCUUUGUUGGCAAAUCUCUCAAUCCCGUCACAAGCAGAAAAUCGUUCGUCGAGUUCCUUCGUGAGGCAAAGAAAGCCAAGCGGAGCAAGUUCUUAAUAUCUUUCAAAUACGAAGACCUACAUCGCACUAUCGAUUUCAUGACGGGCAGCACGGCGGCAGCAGCUGUGGUUAAAUACGCCAAGGAGGGAAUCGGAGGCUAUGGAUACUCGUACAUUGAAAUGGACCUGCACGCGUUCACUAAAGCGGCGUAUAUGUUACGCGAUUGUUUUAGGGAAAUCAAGGAAAAGUUUCUUCAUGAAGGGGUGCAUCCUGUCACGUUCAUAGGGGUAGCUAUCAGAACAUACAAGAACGAAACCAGACAAGAUGUUCUUCGUCUUUCAUAUGACAUAUUGAAGUACUUGGACCUUUACAUAAUGGUGUCGCACACGCCGGCGACAACAAGCGGACAGUGCUUUGUGGAGCCUAUCAGUGCAUGGAACUCAUCCGCGCUGAAUGAUCAAUCGCUCCAGUCGAUGCAAGAUGCGGCAGAUGUGAUCAAACAAGGACAAGGGGCCGACGUCACCUUUUUCCUGUCCAUGUCCCUUGGAGCGCUGCAGUUCAGGGUUCCCACGGACAACAGCAACGACACCGCAAGUUUGAAAGGUGUCGAAUGUUCCUCGAGCAGAAUGGUGCCCUAUUAUAAGGUUUGCUCUAAACCUACGCAUCAGGUUGAAGGUGACGUCAUGCUUUAUCACAUGGAAAGAGAACACGGAAUUUGGCGUACGUACGAGACAGAAAACACCAUACUAGAGAAGAUGACGCUUGCAGUUCAGCGAAUUGGCUUCGCUGAGAAGCAUCGACUCGGUUGGAUUGCCUACGACGUAAACUUGGAAGACUUCCAUGGGAACUGCACAAGCCUUCAAGCAGGAGGCCAAACACAGGCUUGGAGACGUCUUCUGUUCAUCAAGGAUUUGCUAAAGAAAAGUCCAUAAUAAUCGACACCGCACGCCUUUCAGAUAUGCAUUUGUUUAACUUAGUUUGAAUAAAAACAAUGAUAAUUAAU
Messenger RNA from Ornithodoros turicata, 2202 nucleotides. RefSeq lists its product as uncharacterized. The record is from RefSeq and is a predicted model, not a curated record. NCBI's taxonomy places the organism in Eukaryota, Metazoa, Arthropoda, Arachnida, Ixodida, Argasidae. The transcript has 13 exons. Bases 461 to 2131 code for a protein of 556 amino acids.